UAAGCCCUUCCAACGCCACCUUCCCCUUCAACUCUCUCCAACUUCAAAGAAGUGCAUUACAGUCUCUUCAAUUUGUUCUGUUUUCUCUUCACCUUUCCCUCCUAAGUCUUGUCUUAAUAACAGAGAAAUAUAGAUAUGAUGCAUAGUACCUGUAUCAGUAUUCCUCCAUUGCCUCAGACCAUUGGUGGUAAUGGCUUCUUUGAUCACCGGUGCGUAUGGGUCAAUGGACCGGUGAUCAUCGGAGCAGGGCCUUCAGGAUUGUCUGUAGCAGCUGCUCUAAAACAACAAGGUGUCCCCUUCGUUGUUGUCGACCGUGCCGACUGCAUUGCCUCUCUUUGGCAGCACCGGACGUAUGAUCGUCUUAAACUUCACCUUCCAAAGAAAUUCUGUCAGCUUCCUAACUUCCCUUUCCCUGAGGACUUUCCUGCAUACCCUUCCAAGUUUCAGUUCAUUUCGUACUUGGAAUCCUAUGCCAACCAUUUUGAUAUAACCCCACGUUUCAAUGAGACUGUGCAGUCAGCCAAGUAUGAUGAAACUUUUGGCCUCUGGCGAGUCAAUACCCUUUCAUUGAGUCCAAAGCCAACCCAAGUUGAGUACAUUUGUCGGUGGCUUGUCGUCGCCACCGGCGAGAAUGCCGAGAAGGUCAUGCCGGAGUUUGAAGGGAUGGAGGAGUUUGGUGGCCAUGUUAUGCAUGCUUGUGAGUACAAAUCCGGUGAGGCUUACCGUGGGAAACGGGUGCUUGUCGUCGGGUGUGGGAACUCUGGCAUGGAAAUCUCACUUGAUCUUUGUAAUCAUGAUGCCAAGCCAUCGAUGGUGGUUCGAAGCUCGGUUCAUGUAUUGCCAAGAGAAGUACUUGGAAAAUCAACUUUUGAAGUAGCAAGUUCACUGAUGAAAUGGCUGCCACUUCAUAUAGUGGACAAGAUGCUGUUGGCCAUUGCCAGACUUGUUCUUGGGAACAUUGAGAAGUAUGGACUUAAAAGGCCAUCAAUGGGGCCUUUCCAGCUGAAGAAUGCCACUGGCAAGACGCCAGUGUUGGAUAUUGGAGCACUGCAGAAGAUAAAGGCCGGCGGGAUCAAAGUGGUGGCCGGAAUCAAAAAAUUCCACCGAGGUGCGGUGGAGCUGGUCAAUGGAGAAGUUGUGGAGAUUGAUUCUGUAAUUCUAGCCACUGGCUAUCGCAGCAAUGUUCCAUCUUGGCUCAAGGAAAAUGAGUUCUUUUCCAGUGAUGGGAUUCCAAAAAGUCCAUUACCAAAUGGGUGGAAGGGCAAGGCUGGACUUUAUGCUGUUGGGUUCACAAGAAGAGGCUUAUCAGGAGCUUCAUUGGACGCCAUUAAUGUAGCUCAGGACAUAGCCAAGAGCUGGAAAGAAGAAACAAAACAGACGAGCAAAUCAGUGGCAGCUCGCCAUAGAAGAUACAUCUCACAUUUCUAACACAGAAGGACUGCCAUUAGCUUGUGAAGAACAGUAGUCAACAAAACACAAAUAAACAAGAAUCCAAAAGGAACACAUUAGAGUCCUCUCCCCCUCUAGGAAAAUUCUAAUACCCAACACAGCAAAUAAAGGAAGAUGAUGCUCAUUGUUUUUCUCUUUCUUUCCUAUUGACUCUCUUUGUGGAUCUACCUUGUAAUUGUAAUUGAAAUCGUUCUUUCCUAUCUGUUGUAAAUCCAACAUAAGGUGGACUACCUAGAAAGUGGUAAGAAAUUUCAAUUAAUGGGCUCCACAGUGGAUCCACAAUGAGUCCAGGAACAAAAAUGUGGCUCCUCAGGUCCAUGAUUCCCCAACAUAACAAAAAUCUCCACCAGGGGAU
Messenger RNA from Cucurbita moschata (crookneck pumpkin), 1804 nucleotides. RefSeq names its product probable indole-3-pyruvate monooxygenase YUCCA7. Gene Ontology annotation, molecular function: flavin adenine dinucleotide binding; N,N-dimethylaniline monooxygenase activity; NADP binding. The coding region runs from base 136 to 1428 and encodes 430 amino acids. The transcript is spliced from 3 exons. NCBI's taxonomy places the organism in Eukaryota, Viridiplantae, Streptophyta, Magnoliopsida, Cucurbitales, Cucurbitaceae. The record is from RefSeq and is a predicted model, not a curated record.